This is a messenger RNA of Westerdykella ornata, 939 nucleotides long. RefSeq lists its product as uncharacterized. Bases 1 to 939 code for a protein of 312 amino acids. The transcript has 2 exons. Lineage: Eukaryota; Fungi; Ascomycota; Dothideomycetes; Pleosporales; Sporormiaceae. The record is from RefSeq and is a predicted model, not a curated record.
AUGCCCACCCCCACCCCCUCCUCCAAACACGAAUACGACAUCCUCCUCCUCGGCGGCGGCACCGCCGGCCUCGUCCUCGCCCGCCGCCUCUCCUCCUCCUCUUCCUCCUCCUCUUCUCCCUCCCCUUCUUCAUCCUCUUCCUCCUCCUCAGGCAAUAAUCCCAUUCUUCAGAUCGCGGUGCUCGAAGCGGGCGACGACGCAGAAGACGCAGAUCCCAGGGUCACCACGCCAGGCACGUGGGCGGGCCUGCUGGGCGGGGAGCGGGAUUGGGGUGGUGGGGGUUGGGGGUGUGAAGCAGCCUCCACAACCGCCCCAUCGGCCACAACGCAUCGGCCUCACCUGGGCCACCUCCUCAGCGGCAUCCAGCGCCAUCCAUCAACGCCCAAGCCUUCAUCCCCUUCUCCGCCUUCUCCGCCUCCGCCUGGUCAACCAUCGGGAACUCGGGGUGGAACUGGGACGACGCUGAGUGCGUCCCUUCGACUUAGUUUCACUCUCCAAUUCCCUCUGAACGGCUCCGCAAAUGGCGAGGUCGACGAGGAGACGGUCCGAGAUUUAGGUGUUAAUUGGGCGAGGGCCUUGGUUUCCUCCACCAUUAACAAUGAAGACAAUAACAGCAAUAGCAAUAGCAACACUAAAUCCAGCACCCCCGAUUCCAAAAACGGUCCCCUCCGCCUGUCAUUCCCCUCACCUUCCGCCUCACCCUCCGCCUCCGCCUCCCCCAUCGCAAAAACCUGGAUCCAGACCUUCGAAUUCCCUCGGCCACGGCCUCUCCGCGAGUCCCUUCCUUCUCCGGCAAAUCCGUCGGCGCCUACACGGCGCCAUCGACCAUUGAUCCGGAGACGAGAACGCGGAGUUCGAGCCGUACGGCACGGCGUAUUAUCGCCCCAUCCAAGGAAAGAGGGGCAAUCUGACGGUUUGGACGGGCUGCGUGGUGGAUAA